Molecule: messenger RNA, 5363 nt
Organism: Podarcis muralis (Common wall lizard)
Lineage: Eukaryota; Metazoa; Chordata; Lepidosauria; Squamata; Lacertidae
Gene: NAXD
Product: NAD(P)HX dehydratase
Biological process (GO): metabolite repair
Molecular function (GO): ATP-dependent NAD(P)H-hydrate dehydratase activity
Source: RefSeq, a predicted model, not a curated record
AUCGCCCCUUCCCGUCCGAUCGCGGCCGCACGGGUGGGCGGGCCGCCUCCGCCAGGAUGAUCACCAACACGCGCGGCUUCCUGUGGUCGGACCUGGAGACCCGGGCUCUGCUGGAGAUCUGGGGGGAGGCGGACGUGCAGAGCGCCCUGGACGGCAACUUUCGCAACAGCCAUGUGUACCGGGACGUGGCUUGCCGCCUGGCCGAGCUGGGCUUCGAGCGCACCCCGGAGCAGUGCCGCAUCCGCAUCAAGGGCCUCAAGCGCCAGUACUACCAGGCCCGGGAGGGGCUCAAGAAGAACGGGCACGCCAGGAAGAUCUGCAAGUACUACGACGAGAUGGACCGCAUCCUCAGCGGGAGGGCCGGCGCGGCGGGCCUCGACGACAGGCCUCUGAGCCCCGCGGCCGGCGGGGAGCCCGGGUGCCGGCGGAGGCAGCAGCAGCAGCACCCCGGCGCCCUGGCCGCCUCCGCCAUCCUGGCCGCCGCCGCCUCCGCCGCGCCCCCUUCUGCCAGGCCCGGCGGGGCUUUGCUUCGCGAGGUGGACGCGGAGGAGGAAGACGAGGACGAGCUGGACGAGGAAGGCGGCGAGCUGCUGGAGUCGCCCCCGAGGGACAACUUCCACGAGGAGUCCGGGGAGUGCUCCUCCUACGCCGAGCACGCCAUCAAAGUGGAGUGCCCGCCCUUCGCCAUCCCGCUACCGCCGGCAGAAGGUUUUAAACAAAUUAAUGCUCACACCAAUGCACCACCCUUAUUAUCUCAGGCUAAAAGAUCAAAAAAACGCCAUGCAAACUUAACACUGGACAAAAUGAUGGAGAAGUUUCUGCAACAAAGCAUGGAUACCGAAGAGAAAUUUUACAAAUAUGAAGAGCAGAGGCUUAAAAUCGAAGACAAACGGCGUGAAGCUGAGCACGCCAGAGAGCUCCAGAUGUUGCAGAUGUUGGGACAGAUGUUAGCAGGGAUUUCUUCCACAGUAUCACAAAGGUCCCAGUAUAUACCUAGCAAUCCUUCACAGAGAUCAAAUCACCGAUCAUACGGAGAUAAUUUUAAUUUUAAUUCUAUGUCAACAUCACUUUCGCCACCCAUAGUUAUAGAAAGAUCAUUCUCAGUGCACAAAACACAUUCUGUAAAGGAAAUGGAGAAUAUAUUUCAACUGGUGCGGAAUGUUAUUCCUCCUCUAACUGCCAAAAAGCAUAAAGGCCAAGAUGGACGAAUAGGAAUUAUUGGAGGAUGCCAAGAGUAUACAGGGGCACCGUAUUUUGCUGCAAUUUCAGCUCUCAAAGUGGGUGCAGACAUAUCCCAUGUAUUUUGUACCAAAGACGCAGCAACUGUAAUAAAGUCUUACAGCCCAGAGCUGAUAGUUCAUCCUGUUCUUGACAGCCCUGAUGCUGUUCAUGAAGUGGAAAAGUGGCUGCCACGUCUACACUCGGUUGUUAUCGGACCUGGAUUGGGUAGAGAUGAUGUACUGCUUGAGAAUGCCAAGGGUAUCAUAGAAAAAUCGAAGGUCAAAGGAAUUCCUAUCGUAAUUGAUGCUGAUGGUUUAUGGCUAAUUGCCCAGCAGCCAUCUCUCAUUCAGGGUUACCCUAGAGCGAUUCUUACUCCGAAUGCCAUGGAGUUCAGCAGACUGUAUGAAGCUAUGCUUAGGGACCCUGUUGAUAGCAAUGAUCAUCAUGGAUGUCUGCUAAGGCUCAGCCAAGCCUUGGGGAAUUUGACAAUUGUUCAGAAAGGCGAACGUGAUCUUAUUUCAGAUGGAGAAAAAGUGCUUGUAUGCAGUCAUGAAGGAAGCAGCAGAAGGUGUGGUGGACAAGGCGAUCUCCUCUCAGGUUCUCUUGGAGUCCUAGCACACUGGGCCUUUCUCGCUGGACCAGAAAAAACAAAUGGUCAGAACCCCUUCCUAGUGGCUGCAUUUGGAGCCUGUUCACUUACGAGGCAGUGCAACAACCAAGCCUUUCAGAAGUGUGGACGGUCUAUGACAGCCUCUGACAUGGUUUUAGAAAUCGGAGCAGCCUUUAAUAAACUCUUUGAAACCUAAGACCAAAGCAGCAGAGGAAGGAGUAAUACACAACACGGACAGCAACGGAAAUUACAGUAGGAUAUCCAUGCGUAAUGCACCCUUUUUCAAGUGCUGUUAGCGGUCUUGGUAUACUAGGUAGCUUUUAUUUUUUAAAAUAGAAAAAUUGUAGAUAUUUUUUAAAGAGUUUGGAAUACAUUUUUUUUGGCUGAAUAAGCUGUAGUUGCAGAUGUUAUAAUAUAAUAAAACUAAACUGAAAGUAUUUCCUCUGUUCUAUCUCACAGUUAUUGAGCAAUAACUAAGAGUGUGCUAGUAGCAAAAGAUGCACUUAAGAGAUGAAUAAAAAUAAGGGCAUGGUCCAACCAAAGUUAAGCUGUGCAGUUCUAAGGCCUGUUUAGUCCUAAUGAAUUCAGUGGGACUUCCCCCCUAGUAAGUGCAUUUGAGAUUGCAGCUCAAAUCUCCGUUUCAGUGGAAGAAGUAGACAAUUCUGUCUCCCACGGAAAUAAAUAGGAUUUGAAAACACUUAACUUUGGCUGGAUUGUGUCAUAAUAUUCUUCCACCAGCUUAACUUACUUCCUUGGUUUGCACCAACUUCAUCACUGUUUUAGCCUGAGAACUACUGCAGGAUUUCAAUUUUGCACAAGUCUGUGCUGCUUUUGAGACAUGCCAUCUUCAAGGAGGGACUGCAUGAAAUUCGCCUCGAGUCCUAGGUACAGGGGCACUGUUUUUCGUUCCUUGCUUUUUUGAUGAGGGAGGGGUGGGUAUCACUAGUCUUUUUUUAAAAAAAACAACAAACAGGGACAAAGAAGCUGUAGAACAUGGCAUGUGAAAAAUAGAAUUUAUUUAGCUGAAUGUAUUGAAGUUGCACCUACUGAGCUGGGCUAGUUUAGAUCAUAAAAUAUUUGCAGAGAAACCAGAUUAAACCUGUGAUGGAACAUUUUUGGGAGGGUUAAAAAGGGGAAGGCUUUAGGGAAACAACUAAUCAAGGAGCAGCUCCUGCCAUAAGACCUGCACGGCAAUGGUUUUCAGUAGAAAGCGCCCUUCGUGCUUUUGUUUUAACUUUUAAAAGCUGCAGUGGAACACUAAUGUGUGGACACACUUAGAAGAAUCACCAGCAUGUAGUAAUUGAAGAAUGAAAGGGGAAGGGCUGCCCUUUUAAAACUGCACAGCAUUAAUGAACUGGCAGACUACAGGGUAGAGACUAGGUUGUUCACAGUAGCGAGUUAUCCCUACCAUAAUGUUGAGCUUCUUUGUAAUAGAGAUGGGGCACAAGUAUUCCAGAGGAUGUGUGUCAGCUGCUCUAUGUGUAUCCUGCUUAGAUAUGCUGGUUUACUAGAUGCAAACUCACGUUUUGGUAGGAUCUAUGCACGGAGCAUUUCCACUCUAGAAAUCCCACCCCGUAAUGGUUUUAAGAAGGAAAGAUUAUGGCAGAAUACCCUUUGUUUUUACUUGAAUCGCUUGCCGCCUGAUGGCAUUGCAUAUUUACUCGGAAGUAAGCCCCACCAAAUUCAUUGGGACUUACUCCAAAGUAAGUAUAUGGAAAUCUGCAGCCAGAGUUCAUCUAGCUGUUUAACUAGCAUUCCCAUUUGUGUAGGGACAGACUGCUGUUAGGGUUUGCUACAUUAUAGAGUAGUCGUUGCUUAGCAUACACUGUCUACCUGCAACCAGGAUAUUGCUCUGUAUAAAUGCAACGUGCUUAUAACUAACAUUUGGAUGCACUGUGACUACUACCUCAGAAAAAUACAUUUGUUUCCUUUUUUUGUUUUUUUAAUAUAUAUUUUUUUCCACUAUUUAGUUCUAGCAAAGUUCAGAGCACCAAUUCAAACUUUUUAAAGACUUUGUUCGGUCCAUACCGCUUCAGAGCACAAGUUGGGGAUAGCGUCUCACGUUUUCAAAACCAGGAAAAGUGUGUAUGCUUUCCCUUUGCUUCCGAUUAUGUAGACCGUGGCUAGUAUGAUGUACUUUUUCUUUCUAUUGAAAUUGGCUCUAAGAAAAGGUUUAAGCAAAAUGUAUUAUCAAGGCAUGAUUCACUUGUACUGGGCUGAAUCCUACACUAUAGAACCUAGCACUUGGAAGAUCCCAAUAUGGCUCUAGCACCCUGUUCUCCUUGCCUUGCAAUGCAAGGAUGCAGGUUUCACAACGCCUAUUUGCAAUGCUGCUGGGAUAAAGACAAGGCAGGCUGAGACAGACUAUAAAGGAGGCAGGCAGCAUUUUGUUCCGAUAUUUUGGAGCCCUGGGUGGGUGCCUUGUUUGCUCAGCCCUAAGGUCACCACUCCUGGACUUUCUGGCACUAGUCAUUUCCGCUUCACUGUGCCUUGGCUCAUCCCCCACCCUCUCAAAAGCAAAGUAGCAAACAAGGGUCAAUGAAUGAUUAAAUUAAAAACUUGGUCCGAUAGUAACUGGCAGACCCAGAGUAGUUUGCUUUCAUUGGGUGAAGGCAAAAUGCCUGUGCUUGAGAAUGUAAAUAAUGGUUGAAUUGGUUCCUCACUGGAGUUACCUAGAAAAGCCUCCUUUGGCUUCAUGCAUCUGCUAGAGGUACUGAUUCAGCUGCAAGGCAAACCUGCUUCUAUUCAGAUUUAAACAUUACCCUGAGUCUUGGGGAACAGUAAAAUUUCCAAAUUAAAUACAUUAAUUCAAAUAGGCUCGUUUGUGUUAAAUUAUCCAUCCUGAUUUUCUUGUGCUUGCAAGAUGGGGACAGGAGAGUUGAAACUAGACUGUACUACUGUACUACUUGCAAAUGUCCCUGUCCUACAGGGCAGGCGUGGGGAACCUGUGGUGCUCUUGAUGUUGCUGAACUGCAAUUCCCAUCAUCCUUGGCCAUGCUUGCUGGAAGCUGUAGUUCAGCCACCGUGGGCCACAGGUUUCACACCUCUGCUAUAGGCAGUGGGUAGGAGUCAGCAUGACCAAAGCUCUGAACCCUUUUGGGAUCUUCCACAUGUGCGCCCUGCACUCGUGGGGCAAGUGACUCAUAUGCCCAAUAGUUUAAAUCACAGCCAUUGUCUUGGUGCAGUGAGGGAGACAUUAACCAUUGGUGUUGUCAACUGAACUAACCUAUAUCCAUUUUCCAGAACACACUAUCAAAUAGCUACCAUCCUUUAGAACUCAGAUACAAAUGCUGAACAAAAUAGGCAGCAGAAUUUUCAAAGCUAUUAUUUGCAGGGAAGCCAAAUAGGACCUAGGAUUUUCAAACUGAUCGGAACAGUCACUAUCGAGUUGAAUUGCUUGUUGUUUUUUUAAAUUGUAUUACAGAAGUUGCAAAUAAUGUUGUCCACUAGUGUAUAAAGAUUUUACAAUUGAAGCAAUCUGAAGAUGUAGCAGUUGAUUUCUUGAUGAAAUAAAAACGACAGCUUAAACAAC